Anolis carolinensis (green anole) is the source of this 6886-nucleotide messenger RNA. RefSeq names its product purine nucleoside phosphorylase. The transcript has 9 exons. Lineage: Eukaryota; Metazoa; Chordata; Lepidosauria; Squamata; Anolidae. Bases 4176 to 5429 code for a protein of 417 amino acids. The record is from RefSeq and is a predicted model, not a curated record. Gene Ontology annotation, molecular function: purine-nucleoside phosphorylase activity. Gene Ontology annotation, biological process: nucleoside metabolic process. Gene Ontology annotation, cellular component: cytoplasm.
UGAUGGGUCCUCCCAGAGCCUUGGUCCUGUGGAGGCAGUUUCCGUGGCAACAAGGCUUCGCAAAGGAGAAGCAGAGGACUAGGCCGCAUUUCGGUGAUGGAGGAGGCAAAGGAUGCCAAACAGAGGCCGAUAUUGCCUUUUAGGGUUAAAUAAAAAAGAUCGGUGUCCUCGAGAGAUGGAGGAUGAUGGGGAUGAUGGCUUGAAAAACAAAGAAGACAAACAAAAACGACAACGAAGCUUCAAAGCCAACACAUUGGAUUUCAGCAACAUCUACACUGUAGAACGAAUGUGGUUUGACAUUACUUUAACUGGAUUUAGUUUGGCAAGGCACUACAGCCUAGGACCUUGUGGAACUACAACUCCCAGGAUUUCAUAGUAUUAAUGCUCCUUUAAAGGUCAUGCAUGGCUCAAUGCUAUGGGAUCGUGAGAGAUGUAGUUUUACAAGGCCUUCUGCCUAGGAAUUUGUAAUUUGGCAAGGCACCAGAGCCUAGACCAAAGGCCUUGUGGAACUACAACUCCCAGGAUUUCAUAGUAUUAAUGCUCCUUCAAAGGCCAUGCAUGGCACAAUGCUAUAGGAUCAUGGGAGUUAUGGUUUUACAAGGCCUCCCACUUAGGAAUUUGUAGUUUGGCAAGGCACCAGAGCCUAGACCAAAGGCCUUGUGGAACUACAACUCCCAGGGUUUCAUAGUAUUUAUGCUCCUUCAAAGGCCAUGCUUGGCACAAUGCUAUGGGAUUGUGAGAGCCUCCCACUUAGGAAUUUGUAGUUUGGCAAGGCACCAGAACCUAGACCAAAGGCCUUGUGGAACUACAACUCCCGCGAUUUCAUAGUAUUUAUGCUCCUUCAAAGGCCAUGCUUGGCACAAUGCUAUGGGAUUGUGAGAGCCUCCCACUUAGGAAUUUGUAGUUUGGCAAGGCACCAGAGCCUAGACCAAAGGCCUUGUGGAACUACAACUCCCAGGGUUUCAUAGUAUUUAUGCUCCUUCAAAGGCCAUGCUUGGCACAAUGCUAUGGAAUUGUGAGAGCCUCCCACUUAGGAAUUUGUAGUUUGGCAAGGCACCAGAGCCUAGACCAAAGGCCUUGUGGAACUACAACUCCCAGGGUUUCAUAGUAUUUAUGCUCCUUCAAAGGCCAUGCUUGGCACAAUGCUAUGGGAUUGUGAGAGCCUCCCACUUAGGAAUUUGUAGUUUGGCAAGGCACCAGAGCCUAGACCAAAGGCCUUGUGGAACUACAACUCCCAGGGUUUCAUAGUAUUUAUGCUCCUUCAAAGGCCAUGCUUGGCACAAUGCUAUGGGAUUGUGAGAGCCUCCCACUUAGGAAUUUGUAGUUUGGCAAGGCACCAGAACCUAGACCAAAGGCCUUGUGGAACUACAACUCCCAGGGUUUCAUAGUAUUUAUGCUCCUUCAAAGGCCAUGCUUGGCACAAUGCUAUGGGAUUAUGAGAGCCUCCCACUUAGGAAUUUGUAGUUUGGCAAGGCACCAGAGCCUAGACCAAAGGCCUUGUGGAACUACAACUCCCAGGGUUUCAUAGUAUUUAUGCUCCUUCAAAGGCCGUGCAUGGCACAAUGCUAUGGGAUUGUGAGAGCCUCCCACUUAGGAAUUUGUAGUUUGGCAAGGCACCAGAACCUAGACCAAAGGCCUUGUGGAACUACAACUCCCGCGAUUUCAUAGUAUUUAUGCUCCUUCAAAGGCCAUGCUUGGCACAAUGCUAUGGGAUUGUGAGAGCCUCCCACUUAGGAAUUUGUAGUUUGGCAAGGCACCAGAGCCUAGACCAAAGGCCUUGUGGAACUACAACUCCCAGGGUUUCAUAGUAUUUAUGCUCCUUCAAAGGCCAUGCUUGGCACAAUGCUAUGGAAUUGUGAGAGCCUCCCACUUAGGAAUUUGUAGUUUGGCAAGGCACCAGAGCCUAGACCAAAGGCCUUGUGGAACUACAACUCCCAGGGUUUCAUAGUAUUUAUGCUCCUUCAAAGGCCAUGCUUGGCACAAUGCUAUGGGAUUGUGAGAGCCUCCCACUUAGGAAUUUGUAGUUUGGCAAGGCACCAGAGCCUAGACCAAAGGCCUUGUGGAACUACAACUCCCAGGGUUUCAUAGUAUUUAUGCUCCUUCAAAGGCCAUGCUUGGCACAAUGCUAUGGGAUUGUGAGAGCCUCCCACUUAGGAAUUUGUAGUUUGGCAAGGCACCAGAACCUAGACCAAAGGCCUUGUGGAACUACAACUCCCAGGGUUUCAUAGUAUUUAUGCUCCUUCAAAGGCCAUGCUUGGCACAAUGCUAUGGGAUUAUGAGAGCCUCCCACUUAGGAAUUUGUAGUUUGGCAAGGCACCAGAGCCUAGACCAAAGGCCUUGUGGAACUACAACUCCCAGGGUUUCAUAGUAUUUAUGCUCCUUCAAAGGCCGUGCAUGGCACAAUGCUAUGGGAUUGUGAGAGCCUCCCACUUAGGAAUUUGUAGUUUGGCAAGGCACCAGAGCCUAGACCAAAGGCCUUGUGGAACUACAACUCCCAGGGUUUCAUAGUAUUUAUGCUCCUCCAAAGGCCAUGCAUGGCACAAUGCUAUGGGAUCACAGGAGUUAUGGUUUUACAAGGCCUCCCACUUAGGAAUUUGUAGUUUGGCAAGGCACUAAAGCCUAGACCAAAGGCCUUGUGGAACUACAACUCUAGGAUUUCAUAGUAUUUAUUGUCCUUCAAAGGCCAUGCUUGAUACAAUGCUAUGGGAUCACGGGAGUUGUGGUUUUACAAGGCCUCCCACUUAGAAAUUUAUAGUUUGGCAAGGCACCAGAGCCUAGACCAAAGGCCUUGUGGAACUACAACUCCCAGGAUUUCAUAGUAUUUAUGCUCCUUCAAAGGCCAUGCUUGGCACAAUGCUAUGGGAUUGUGAGAGCCUCCCACUUAGGAAUUUGUAGUUUGGCAAGGCACCAGAACCUAGACCAAAGGCCUUGUGGAACUACAACUCCCAGGGUUUCAUAGUAUUUAUGCUCCUUCAAAGGCCGUGCAUGGCACAAUGCUAUGGGAUUGUGAGAGCCUCCCACUUAGGAAUUUGUAGUUUGGCAAGGCACCAGAGCCUAGACCAAAGGCCUUGUGGAACUACAACUCCCAGGGUUUCAUAGUAUUUAUGCUCCUCCAAAGGCCAUGCAUGGCACAAUGCUAUGGGAUCACAGGAGUUAUGGUUUUACAAGGCCUCCCACUUAGGAAUUUGUAGUUUGGCAAGGCACUAAAGCCUAGACCAAAGGCCUUGUGGAACUACAACUCUAGGAUUUCAUAGUAUUUAUUGUCCUUCAAAGGCCAUGCUUGAUACAAUGCUAUGGGAUCACGGGAGUUGUGGUUUUACAAGGCCUCCCACUUAGAAAUUUAUAGUUUGGCAAGGCACCAGAGCCUAGACCAAAGGCCUUGUGGAACUACAACUCCCAGGAUUUCAUAGUAUUUAUGCUCCUUCAAAGGCCAUGCUUGGCACAAUGCUAUGGGAUUGUGAGAGCCUCCCACUUAGGAAUUUGUAGUUUGGCAAGGCACCAGAACCUAGACCAAAAGCCUUGUGGAACUACAACUCCCAGGGUUUCAUAGUAUUUAUGCUCCUUCAAAGGCCAUGCUUGGCACAAUGCUAUGGGAUUGUGAGAGCCUCCCACUUAGGAAUUUGUAGUUUGGCAAGGCACCAGAGCCUAAACCAAAGGCCUUGUGGAACUACAACUCCCAGGAUUUCUUAGUAUUGAUGCUCCUUUAAAGGCCAUGCUUGGCACAAUGCUAUAGGAUCACGGGAGUUAUGGUUUUACAAGGCCUCCCACUUAGGAAUUUGUAGUUUGGCAAGGCACCAGAGCCUAGACCAAAGGCAUUGUGGAACUACAGCUCCCAGGAUUUCAUAGUAUUGAUGCUCCUUCAAAGGCCAUAACACAAUUGUAUGGGAUCAUGGGAGUUGUAGUUCUACAAUGUCUUUCUUUUUUUAAGCAGUUCCAUACUACAAAUCCAAGGUAUUUCAUAGCCGUUAAAAGUUGUGUCAAACUGCAUUUAUUCUACAGUGUAGAGGCAUCCUGGAUUAAAGAAAAACAAAAACAAGUGGAUAUGUGCAAUUCCACAUGGAUUGACAAAAAUCUGAAUUAAAUCGCCCUAAAUUGGCUCAGAAUUCCAAAAGACCUCACCUGGGAUAACCCUGUGUCUAGUUCUGGACAUCAUAAUUCAAGAAGACGAGGACUCAAUGGAGCAAUGGUUCAAACUACAGGCCAAACACAUCUUGGGUUCUGAUGCUAAGAAUUCAAGAGUUGGAAAGAAUCAUUUUGCAAUACAGGAAGAUACAAUCCAAGCACUACUAACAGAUGGCCAUCCAUCCAAGGACUGCUUCAAGGCACCCCCUUUGCACCCUUUACAUUCCUACAAAAUGGUCUUCUAUUCCUCAGUAUGGUUCUCUAGGGCAGAAAACUCCCUUCUGUAUAAAGCUGCUGUUUCCUUGCAAAGAACGAUUGCUAGAGCAAGAAGGCAAAGCAUUGGAUGCAAAAGCUUCUCACUUCAGAUUCAGCUGUUUCUCUUGCUGCUUUUGUUUGGGACCAAGAUGCAACCGACUGAAACAUUCAGCUUUGGGCACUGCAAAGAGACGGCGGACUGGCUUCUGGCCCGGACCACCCAACGGCCACGGAUUGCCAUCAUUUGCGGCUCAGGACUGGGUCCCCUUGCCGACAGCUUGGAGAACCAGGAGUCUUUCAAAUAUACAGAGAUCCCCCACUUUCCACGAAGCACAGUGGCUGGCCACGAUGGCCACCUCAUCUUUGGAGGGUUGAAAGGCAAGCAGUGUGUCUGCAUGAAGGGGCGCUUCCACAUGUAUGAAGGGUACCCGCUCUGGAAGGUCACCUUCCCAAUCCGGGUAUUCAAGCUCUUGGGCAUUGAGACACUGCUGGUCACCAAUGCAGCAGGCGCCUUGGCAGAUUCCUACAAUGUCGGCGACCUCAUGAUCAUCCAGGACCACAUCAACUUGUUGGGCUUGACCGGAGAAAAUCCUUUGCGGGGCCCCAAUGAGGAGUGGUUUGGGCCCCGCUUCCCUGCCCUCUCGGACGCUUACGACAGGAAGAUCCGUACGUUGGCCAUGGAGACUGCUAGACACCUGGGAUACACUUCCUUUGUCAGAGAAGGGGUCUACUGCAUGGUGGGAGGCCCCAACUUUGAAUCUGUGGCAGAGGCUCGACUGUUGCACUUACUGGGAGCAGACGCUGUGGGCAUGAGCACUGCAGCAGAGGUGGUUGUGGCCCGGCACUGCGGCCUCCGUGUCUUUGGCCUCUCGCUGAUCACCAACAAAGUGACCAAGGACUACAAUGUGAAGGUGAGCGUUGACCAUCACGGCGUCCUGGAGGUCAGCAAAAUGCGAACUUCCAUGCUUCAAACGCUCCUCACUGAAAUAGUGGGCAGCCUGGACUGCGGCGAGAGGAAAGAAACCGAGACCUGCUAUCAGAAUGGAGUUUGAAAGCAUCUCCAGAUGUUCGUAGUGAAGCCAAGGAUGCGCUGGGCAGUUGAAUGGGACAGCAAGUGGACAAGGCCACCUCCUGCUAUCUAGACACAAUUGGGACCAGAUAACUGACCUAUUUCAUAGCCCUCAAAGUUUUGCUUGAUGUCUUGGUUUUUAGGCGUUUCUGGGUUUUUUGGGGGUGCUGAUUUUGAAAGUUGCAUUGGAUAGACCACAUCAGCUCUAUUUUUGCCCCGCCCACACUGCCAUAUAAUCCAGAUUAAUGUCAGAUAAUCCACAUUAUCUGCUUUGAACUGGAUUAUAUGAGUCAACAUUGUCACAUAAUCCAGUUCAAGACAGAAAGAUUUUAUACAGCUACGUGAAAGGAGCCUUGGGCCCCUUCCACACAGCGGAAUAAAAUCCCACAUUAUCUGCUUUGAACUGGGAUAUAGGGCAGUGUGGACUCAGAUAAUCCAGUUCAAAGCAGAUAUUGUGUGAUUUUCUGCCUUGAUAUUCUGGGUUAUGUGGCUGUGUGGAAGGGCCCCUAGUCUCUUGGCAGGAAAAAGGUGGAAUAUUGAUUGUAUAAAUAAGAAUAAAUUAAAGAAGCCUUAGAUGUGGUUAUAGUUUUCUAUGGGUGAGCAGAUAUGCUGAUAUAUGGCAUAUGUUCUGUAUCUCAAAAGCUAGAGCCAAUAGGCGGAAACGAGUGGCAUUUUUGGAAUCAAUAGGUCAAAUAAGAGCCAGAAACAGGGCAAACACUGAGGCCCCGUCUACACUGCCAUAUAAUCCAGAUUAUCAAAGCAGACAAUCCGCAUUAUGUGCUUUGACCUGGAUUAUAUGAGGCCCCUUCCACACCGUCCUAUAAAAUCCAGAUUAUCUUUGAACCAGAUUAUAUGGCAGUGUGGACUCAGAUACUCCAGUUCAAAACAGAUAAUGUGGAUUAUCUGCUUUGAUAAUCUGGAUUAUAUGGCAGCGUAGAAGGGGCCUGGGACACCAAAAUGUGUGCUGGCUAGUGGUUUACAUUUCAUAUUUUAUUUUUCUUUAUGGUGCAUAUAUUAAGGGGUUGACCUCACUCUAACUACCACGGCUCAAUGCUAUGGAAUAAUGGGUUUUAAUAGCUCUGUGCAAGCUCUUUAGCCUUCUAGGCGAGGUUAUGAUUCCAUAAAAUUGAGCCAUGGCAGUUAAAGUGGUAUCAAACUGCAUUCAUUCUACAGUGUAGACCAGGCAUGGGCUAACUUGGGCCCUCCGGGUGUUUUGGACUUCAACUCCCACAAUUCCUAACAGCCGGUAGGCUGUUAGGAAUUGUGGGAGUUGAAGUCCAAAACACCCGGAGGGCCCAAGUUGGCCCAUGCCUGAGCUAUAUACUUCCCUUUUUUAAUUUUUGUAUUCUUUCCUCCCUGUUAUUUUUUUCCUUUCCCACCUGAAAAAAAAACAAAACAAAAUUAAGAUAUAUACAUAAUAAAGAUAACAUUUACAAGAGA